GGCUGGAUGGAUUGGAGGCAGCGAAGAGAGAGUGAGUGAGAGAGAGAGAGAGAGAGAGAGUCGAGACCUCGACGAAGACUCGCCUCACUCCUCCGUCGCCAUCGAUCUUCUUCAGCUCCCAUUUCAGACGAGUCCCGAAGGGGGGAUCGGGUUCCGCAGCUUUGACUACUGAUCGGAUGAUGGAGGCCAGUGCUGGCAUGGUUGCGGGGUCCUACAAGCGCAACGAGCUCGUCCGGAUUCGCCACGACUCCGACAGCGCGGCAAAGUCUUCGAAGCAUUUGAAUGGGCAAUUAUGCCAGAUCUGUGGAGAUACUGUAGGACUUACAGCCAAUGGUGACAUCUUUGUUGCUUGCAAUGAGUGUGGAUUCCCAGUGUGCCGUCCUUGUUAUGAGUAUGAGCGGAAAGAUGGUAAUCAGUCUUGCCCCCAGUGCAAGAUCCGAUACAAAAGGCAGAAAGGGAGUCCUCGGGAUGGAGAUGAUGAUGAGGAUGAUGUUGAUGACCUAGAGAACGAGUUUAAUUAUAGCAAAGGGAAUAGUGCUGCUAGGCGCCAGUGGCGAGGAGAUGAUCCUGAUCUUUCUUCUUCCUCUAGACAUGAAUCUCAACAUCCAAUCCCUCUUCUCACCAAUGGUCAGCUGGUGUCUGGUGAAAUUCCUUGUGCUACACCUGGCACUCAAUCAGUGAGGACGACAUCAGGACCAUUGGGCCCAUCGGAUAAGCACGUCCAUUCACUUCCUUAUGUUGACCCCAAGCAACCAGUUCCGGUACGGAUUGUUGAUCCUUCAAAGGACUUGAACUCUUAUGGACUUGGAAAUGUUGACUGGAAAGAGAGGGUUGAAGGUUGGAAACUCAAGCAGGAUAAAAAUAUCAUGCAUAUGGUCAACCGGUACCCUGAAGGAAAAGGAGACAUAGAGGGCACUGGUUCGAAUGGAGAAGAGCUCCAAAUGGCUGAUGAUGCUAGUCAACCUCUCAGUCGGGUGGUCCCCAUACCAUCAUCGCACCUCACUCCCUAUCGCGUUAUCAUUAUCCUUCGGCUUAUCAUUUUGGGAUUUUUCUUGCAAUAUCGUGCAACACAUCCAGUGAAAGAUGCUUAUCCUUUGUGGUUGACAUCAGUUAUCUGUGAGAUUUGGUUUGCCUUAUCCUGGCUCUUGGAUCAGUUCCCGAAGUGGUCGCCUAUCAAUCGUGAGACUUACCUUGACAGGCUAGCAUUAAGAUAUGAUCGUGGAGGUGAACCUUCACAAUUGGCUCCUGUUGAUGUCUUUGUUAGUACUGUAGAUCCACUCAAAGAGCCUCCUCCUAUAACGGCAAACACAGUCUUGUCCAUUCUGGCCGUGGAUUAUCCUGUCGAUAAAGUAUCGUGCUAUGUCUCAGAUGAUGGAUCUGCAAUGUUGACAUUUGAAGCACUUUCUGAGAUUGCAGAAUUUGCUAGGAAGUGGGUGCCCUUCUGCAAGAAGCACAACAUAGAGCCUAGGGCACCUGAGUUUUAUUUUGCCCAAAAAAUAGAUUACUUGAAAGACAAGAUACAGCCUUCUUUCGUGAAAGAGCGAAGGGCUAUGAAGAGGGAAUAUGACGAAUUUAAGGUACACAUAAAUGCUUUGGUUGCUAAAGCUCAAAAAGUGCCAGAAGAAGGAUGGACGAUGCAGGAUGGCACUCCCUGGCCGGAUGAUCCAGGAAUGAUCCAGGUUUUCUUGGGGCACAGUGGGGGACUUGACACCGAAGGAAACGAGCUACCUCGUCUUGUUUAUGUUUCUCGUGAAAAGCGCCCUGGUUUCCAGCAUCACAAGAAAGCAGGAGCAAUGAAUGCCUUGAUCCGUGUUUCUGCUGUCCUAACAAAUGGAGCAUAUCUCCUCAAUGUUGAUUGCGAUCACUACUUCAACAACAGCAAAGCUCUUAAAGAAGCCAUGUGUUUCAUGAUGAAUCCUGUUCUUGGAAAGAAGACAUGCUAUGUCCAGUUCCCUCAGCGUUUUGAUGGCAUUGACUUGCACGAUCGAUAUGCAAAUCGCAACAUUGUCUUCUUUGAUAUCAACUUGAAGGGGCUUGAUGGCAUUCAAGGUCCUGUCUAUGUGGGUACUGGAUGUUGUUUUAACAGGCAAGCUUUAUAUGGGUAUGAUCCAGUACUGACCGAGGCAGAUCUUGAACCAAAUAUUAUUGUUAAAAGCUGCUGUGGCUCGAGGAAGAAAGGAAAAGGCAGCAACAAGAAAUACAUUGAUAAGAAGAGAGCUAUGAGAAGAACUGAAUCCUCCAUUCCCAUUUUCAAUGCAGAUGACUUAGAGGAUGGUAUGGAAGGGUAUGAUGAGGAGAGGCAACUUCUAAUGUCUCAGAAGAGCUUAGAGAAGCGGUUUGGUCAAUCCCCCGUCUUCAUUGCUGCAACCUUCCAGGAACAAGGGGGCAUUCCACCGACUACGAAUCCUGCAAAUCUUUUGAAAGAAGCAAUCCAUGUCAUUAGCUGUGGCUAUGAGGACAAGACAGAAUGGGGCAAAGAGAUUGGGUGGAUUUAUGGUUCGGUCACAGAAGAUAUUUUAACUGGAUUUAAAAUGCAUGCUCGUGGAUGGAUCUCAAUCUAUUGCAUGCCACCCCGCCCAGCAUUCAAAGGUUCUGCUCCUAUCAACCUUUCAGAUCGGUUGAACCAGGUGCUUCGGUGGGCUUUGGGUUCAAUUGAGAUUUUGCUGAGUCGGCAUUGUCCUAUAUGGUAUGGCUACAAUGGGAGUUUAAAGUUGUUAGAGAGGAUUGCCUACAUCAAUACCAUCGUGUACCCUCUCACAUUGAUCCCACUCAUUGCUUAUUGUAUGCUUCCUGCAUUUUGCCUUCUCACUGGGAAAUUUAUUAUUCCAGAAAUAAGCAACUUUGCGAGUAUGUGGUUCAUCCUUCUCUUCGUGUCUAUUUUUGCAACGGGCAUCCUCGAGCUCCGAUGGAGCGGAGUUAGCAUCGAGGACUGGUGGAGGAACGAGCAGUUCUGGGUCAUCGGUGGCACCUCUGCUCACCUAUUCGCAGUCUUCCAGGGUCUCCUCAAGGUCCUCGCUGGGAUUGACACGAACUUCACUGUCACAUCAAAGGCUUCUGACGAUGAUGGGGACUUUGCCGAGCUGUACAUCUUCAAGUGGACAUCGCUGCUCAUUCCCCCCACGACUGUACUCAUAGUCAACCUUGUGGGGAUUGUAGCUGGGGUCUCGUACGCGAUCAACAGCAGGUACCAGUCAUGGGGCCCGCUCUUCGGCAAACUCUUUUUCGCCAUUUGGGUGAUUGCACAUCUCUACCCAUUCCUCAAGGGUCUCCUGGGGAGGCAGAACCGGACACCCACAAUAGUCAUCGUGUGGUCCAUACUGCUUGCCUCUAUCUUCUCUCUCCUGUGGGUCAGGAUCGACCCCUUCACAUCAGACGCCACUAAGGCUGCUUCCAGGGGCCAGUGUGGGAUCAACUGCUAG
Punica granatum (pomegranate) is the source of this 3419-nucleotide messenger RNA. The record is from RefSeq and is a predicted model, not a curated record. NCBI's taxonomy places the organism in Eukaryota, Viridiplantae, Streptophyta, Magnoliopsida, Myrtales, Lythraceae.